Numida meleagris (helmeted guineafowl) is the source of this 4790-nucleotide messenger RNA. It is a transcript of the gene C3, whose product is annotated as complement C3. Gene Ontology annotation, molecular function: protein binding; endopeptidase inhibitor activity. Gene Ontology annotation, cellular component: extracellular region. Gene Ontology annotation, biological process: complement activation; inflammatory response. The record is from RefSeq and is a predicted model, not a curated record. Lineage: Eukaryota; Metazoa; Chordata; Aves; Galliformes; Numididae.
GUGCCGGUCAAGCUGCUGCCGCAGGUGGUGGGGAAGCAGUUCGUCUCGGUGGUGGCACGUGUGGGGCAGGUGACCCUGGAGAAGGUGCUGCUGGUGUCACUGCAGAGCGGCCACAUCUUCCUGCAGACCGACAAACCCAUCUACACCCCGGGCUCCACCGUGCUCUGUCGUCUCUUCGCCCUCAAUCACUUCAUGGAGCCUCUGCUGAAGACGGUGAUCGUGGAGGUCAAGACACCUGACAACGUCAUCAUCAAGCAAGUGCCCGUGUCCUCCCCCAUGAGGAAUGGGAUCUUCUCCAUCAACCACAACCUGCCAGAGGUGGUCAGCCUGGGGACGUGGACUAUCACGGCCAAAUUUGAAGACUCGCAGAACCAGGUCUUCAGCACCCAAUUUGAAGUCAAGGAAUACGUGCUGCCGAGCUUUGAGGUGACUCUGGAUCCACAGGAGAAAUUCCUCUACAUUGACCGGCAAGAGGAUUUCCGGGUGUCCAUCACAGCCAGGUACCUGUAUGGGAAGAGUCUGCAGGGGACGGCCUUCGCCCUCUUUGGUGUGAUGGUGGAUGACGAGAGGAAGACCAUCCCCCAGUCCCUGCAGCGCAUCAAGGUGACCAAUGGGGACGGGGAGGCCGUGCUACCUAUGGGCAUGAUGCGGCAGCGCUUCGCCAACCUCCAGGAGCUGGUGGGGCACUCGCUCUACAUCACCGUCACUGUCCUCACCGAGUCAGGCAGUGACAUGGUGGAGGCACAGCACAGUGGCAUCCGCAUCGUGACGUCCCCAUACACCAUCCACUUCACCCACACCCCCAAGUACUUCAAGCCCGGGAUGCCCUUUGAUCUGACGGUUUAUGUCACCAACCCCGACAAUUCCCCGGCUCCACGCAUCCCCGUCAAGGCUGACAACUUCCAGGGCCUCGUCUCCACCCAGCGCGAUGGCAAGGCCAAGCUGGUCCUCAACAUGCCAGCCCACCAGAACUCUGUCCCCAUCACUGUGAGGACAGCCCAGAAGGAUCUGCCCCCAGAGUGCCAGGCCUCACGGCAGAUGGUGGCCGAGGCGUAUCAAAGCCAGGGGAACUCCGGCAACUAUCUGCACCUGGCUGUGGGUGCUAGCCAGGUGCAGCCCGGGGACAACCUCCCCGUCCACUUCCACCUCAAGAGCAACAGCGAGGAUGUCCGCAAAUCUGUCAGCUACUUCACCUACCUGAUCCUGAACAAGGGGCACAUUGCCCAUGUGGGACGGCAGCCAAGAGAACGUGACCAGAGCCUGGUCACUAUGUCACUUCCAGUGACGGCCAACCUCAUCCCUUCCUUCCGUAUCGUGGCCUACUACCACGUGAAGCCUGGCGAGAUCGUUGCUGACUCGGUCUGGGUCGAUGUCAAGGACACCUGCAUGGGCAGUCUGGUGGUGAAGGGAGCGUCGGAGGCUGACAAUCGGGUGCAUGAGCCGAGGACCCCCAUGCGGCUGCGCAUCGAGGGUGACCACAAAGCCCAUGUGGGGCUGGUGGCCGUGGACAAGGCCGUCUUUGUCCUCAACAAGAACAAACUCACCCAGAGUAAGGUUUGGGACACGGUGGAGAACAGUGACAUCGGCUGCACCGCGGGCAGUGGGAGGGACCACGUGGGGGUCUUCGCCGAUGCUGGCCUCAGCCUGACUUCAAACGUGAACAUCCAAACACAGCAGAGAGGAGAGGUCCAGUGCGCAAAACCUGCAAAACGCAAGCGCCGCUCCGUGAAGCUCAUCAAGCACAAGGGCACCAAGAUGGCCGAGUACAGCGACAAGAACCUGCGCAAGUGCUGUGAGGAUGGCAUGAAGGAAAACCUGAUGGGCUACAGCUGCGAGAAACGGGCCACCUACAUCCUCGAUGGCAAGGCCUGCACCGAAGCCUUCCUCAACUGCUGCCACUACAUCAAGGGCAUCCGCGACGAGGAGCGCGAGCUGCACUACGAGCUGGCUCGAAGUGAGGUGGAUGAUGCCUUCCUGGCCGAUGAAGACAUCACCUCACGGAGCCUCUUCCCGGAGAGCUGGCUAUGGCAGGUGGAGGAGCUGACAGAACCGCCCAAUGAUCUAGGCAUCUCCACGAAGACACUGCCCAUAUACCUGAAAGACUCCAUCACCACCUGGGAGGUCCUGGCCAUCAGUCUCUCUGAGAAAAAGGGGCUGUGCGUGGCCGACCCCUAUGAGAUUACGGUGAUGAAGGAGUUCUUCAUUGACCUGCGCCUGCCCUACUCGGCGGUGAGGAACGAGCAGGUGGAGGUCCGCGCCAUCCUCUACAACUACUGGAAGAACAAGAUCAAGGUGCGCGUGGAGCUGAUGUACAACCCAGCCCUGUGCAGUGCAUCUACCUCCAAGACGCGCUACCAGCAGAUUUUUGAGCUGGAACCGCAGUCGUCGCACGCUGUGCCCUUUGUCAUCGUGCCCUUGCAGCUGGGGCAGCACGACGUCGAGGUGAAGGCGGCUGUCUGGCAGAGCUUUGUGUCUGACGGUGUCAAGAAGAAGCUCAGAGUGGUGCCCGAAGGGAUGAGGCUGGAGAAGACAGUGAAGAUAGUUGAGCUGGACCCAAAGACACUGGGAAACAACGGUGUGCAGGAAGUGAAGGUGAAAGCAGCAAAUCUCUCUGACAUCGUUCCCAACACUGAGUCGGAGACCAAAGUCAGCAUUCAAGGCAACCCCGUGUCCAUCCUGGUGGAGAAAGCCAUCGAUGGGACCAAGCUGAAGCACCUCAUUGUGACCCCAUCGGGCUGUGGGGAACAGAACAUGAUUGGGAUGACACCCACCGUCAUUGCCGUCCACUACCUGGACAGCACAAUGCAGUGGGAGACCUUUGGUAUCAACCGCCGCACUGAGGCCAUCGAAUUGAUUAAAAAGGGUUACGCCCAACAACUUGCAUUCCGCAAAGACGACGGAUCGUUUGCUGCCUUCAAUAACCGCCCAUCGAGCACCUGGUUGACAGCCUACGUGGCCAAGGUCUUUGCCAUGGCCAUCAACGUGGUGGACAUCAAGCCAGAGGUGGUUUGUGGAGCCAUCAAAUGGCUCAUUCUGGAGAAGCAGCAGCCAGAUGGGAUUUUCCAAGAAGAUGCUCCUGUCAUCCACAAGGAGAUGGUGGGAGGCUACCACGGCGCUGAGCCAAGUGUGUCCCUGACAGCCUUCGUCGUCUCCGCACUGCAGGAAUCCCAGAAAAUCUGCAAGAACUACGUGAAAAGCUUGGAUGGGAGCAUUGCCAAAGCCACCGAUUAUCUCUCCCGGAAAUACCAAUCCCUGACCCGACCCUACACAGUGGCCCUGACCUCCUAUGCCUUGGCCCUCACAGGGAAACUCAACAGCGAGAAAGUUCUGAUGAAGUUCUCCAAAGAUGGCACCCACUGGGCGGAACGCAACGCCCACACCUACAACAUCGAGGGGACAUCCUACGCUCUGCUAGCACUGCUGCAGAUGGAGAAGGCCGAGCUGACGGGGCCGGUGGUCCGCUGGCUGGCCCAGCAGAACUACUUCGGUGGUGGCUAUGGAUCCACCCAGGCCACCAUCCUGGUGUUCCAGGCGCUGGCUCAGUACCACGUGGCACUGCCGCGGCAGACGGAGCUCAACCUGGACGUGUCGGUGCUGCUGCCGCGCCGUGCCAAUGCCAUCACCUACCGCAUCGAGAACAGCAACGCGCUGGUGGCACGCUCGGCCGAGACCAAGCUGAACGAGGACUUCACCGUGAAAGCAGAGGGCACGGGCAAAGGGACAAUGACAGUGGUGACCGUCUACAAUGCCAAAGUCCCCGAGAAGGAAAAGAAUUGUGACAACUUUGACCUGCGGGUCAAUGUGGAGGAUGUGAAGGCGGGCCGGGAGCUGGAAGGGGUCACCCGCUCCGUCAAGAUCACCAUCUGCACCAGGUACCUGGACACUGUGGAUGCCACCAUGUCCAUCCUUGAUAUCUCCAUGCUCACCGGCUUCUCCCCUGAUGUUCAGGACCUGAAGAGCCUCUCGGAGGGAGUGGAGAGAUACAUUUCCAAGUUUGAGAUCGACCAUUCGCUGUCAAACCGCAGCAACCUCAUCAUCUACCUGGACAAGGUCUCCCACCAAGUGGAGGAGUGCAUCGCUUUCAAGGCCCACCAGCACUUCCAGGUGGGCCUGAUCCAGCCUGCCUCCGUCACUGUCUACAGCUACUACAAGAUUGAUGAUCGCUGCACCCGUUUCUACCACCCGGACAAGGACGGUGGGCAGCUGAGGAAGAUCUGCCACGGGGACGUGUGCCGCUGCGCUGAAGAAAACUGCUUCACACGACAGAAGAAGGACAAUCCCAUCACCGUCAAUCAGCGCAUCGACCGUGCCUGUGAGCCAGGGGUGGACUACGUGUACAAAGUGAAGAUGGUUGCAACAGAGGAUACGCCGUCCCACGACAACUACAUCAUGAACAUCCUCUCUGUCAUCAAGAUGGGCACCGAUGAGGACCCACUUGGGAGCAACCGGACCUUCGUGAGCCACAAGCAGUGCCGGGAUGCACUGAGCCUCCAGAAGGGGCAGGACUACCUGGUGUGGGGGCUGGCGUCAGACCUGUGGGUCACCGGCAGCCGCUUCUCCUACCUCAUCGGCAAGGACACGUGGCUGGAAGCGUGGCCCUUGGAGGAGACGUGCCAGGACGCCGACCUGCAGCCGCUCUGCCAGGACUUCAUCGAGUUCUCGGAGGCCAUGACCAUGUUCGGGUGCCCCUCCUGAUGGGGUGACCCCAAUCUGACGUCCCUUCCCCUCCUAAUGUCACCCCGUCUUUUUUUUGGUUGGUUUUUUGUUUUUUUUUUUGUGGAGUGGGGUGG